This is a messenger RNA of Impatiens glandulifera, 856 nucleotides long. Its product is annotated as auxin-induced protein 22D-like. Gene Ontology annotation, molecular function: protein binding. Gene Ontology annotation, cellular component: nucleus. The transcript is spliced from 3 exons. The coding region runs from base 80 to 616 and encodes 178 amino acids. Lineage: Eukaryota; Viridiplantae; Streptophyta; Magnoliopsida; Ericales; Balsaminaceae. Gene Ontology annotation, biological process: regulation of DNA-templated transcription. The record is from RefSeq and is a predicted model, not a curated record.
AACAAAUAACAAAACCUCUCUCUUUCUCUUUCUCUCUCUCUGUCGGUGAAAACUCCUAUUAUUGUUUGUUUGUUUGAAGAUGAUGAUGAGUUACGAGAAUGAUCUUCUUCUUGAAGCGACCGAGCUUAGGUUAGGUUUGCCAGGAAGAUCGACCAGCUCCAUCGACGAUCAUAGUUCAAAAUGCAGUACUAAAAGGACUUCAUCGGAGUCAGGUUCCAACUCUCCUUCCUCCGAAUCCGAUGAUUCCCAACACAGCAGCAACCCUCCUCCACGCAAAGCACAGAUUGUGGGAUGGCCGCCGGUAAGAUCUCACUGGAAAAACAGUCAAGUGAUGUAUGUAAAAGUGAGCAUGGACGGAGCUCCUUAUUUGAGAAAGAUAGAUCUAAGGGUUUACAAAAGCUACAAUGAGCUUCUCAAGUCAUUGGAGACCAUGUUCAAAUGCACCAUUGGAAUGUGUUGUGAAAGAUCAGAAGGAUGUGAAUAUGUAGCAACUUAUGAGGAUAAAGAUGGGGAUUGGAUGUUGGCUGGAGAUGUGCCAUGGGAGAUGUUCAUCACUUCUUGUAAGAGGCUUAGAGUUAUGAAAGGGUCGGAUGCCAAAGGAUUGGGGUGCAUAUAGAUCAUAUUAUCAUAUAUACAUUACAUUUACAUACUCUUAUAAUUAUAUAUAAUUCAUUAUUGUUUUGUUGUGGGAAAUCUAUAUAUAUAUAGUUUUCAUCAUUUGAAUAUUUAUUUUUAUAUAUGAUACUUUUGAUUGCAUAUAAUAGAUCAUGAUCAUAGUGCUUUUGUUAUUUGAUUCGAAGCAAAAUAUGUAAAUUGAUUGAGUUUGACUUCAAUGCAUGUGAUGAUAUUGAUUGAA